AUCGCAUGGCCAGAAGGCGGGGAGCGAGAGGCGCCGGGACCCUCGCGUGGCGCUCCAGCAUCCCGGACCGUCGCGGCGCCUCUCCUUAGGGAAGAGCAAAAGAACUUUAUUUGAACCGCGAACAUUUUUUGGUCACUGAGAUUGAGUCUCCCAGUGCUUUGGCUUCCCGCCUCUUUGUCGUGGGUUUGAUCCCUCAGCUGCUCUCCUUUCCCGAACCUCCCGGGGUGCAGCCUAGAGCCCUCCCGCGCGCCUGACUCCAGAGCAGAGGAAGGGAGGCGGCCUCCGGCUGGUCCCCGCGAAGCGCUUGCUGCCCCGCAGAUGGGAAUGGCCAGGCAGUAGCGGGCGGUGGCCCCGCGUCCCGGGAGCGCACAGCAAUGCAGGCGCUCAACAUUACCCCGGAGCAGUUCUCCCGGCUGCUGCGGGACCACAACCUGACGCGGGAGCAGUUCAUCGCUCUGUACCGGCUGCGACCGCUCGUCUACACCCCAGAGCUGCCGGGGCGCGCCAAGCUGGCCCUCGUGCUCACCGGCGUGCUUAUCUUCGCCCUGGCGCUCUUUGGCAAUGCUCUGGUGUUCUACGUGGUGACCCGCAGCAAGGCCAUGCGCACCGUCACCAACAUCUUUAUCUGCUCCUUGGCGCUCAGUGACCUGCUCAUCACCUUAUUCUGCAUUCCCGUCACCAUGCUCCAGAACAUUUCCGACGACUGGCUGGGGGGUGCUUUCAUUUGCAAGAUGGUGCCAUUUGUCCAGUCUACCGCUGUUGUGACAGAAAUCCUCACUAUGACCUGCAUUGCUGUGGAAAGGCACCAGGGACUUGUGCAUCCUUUUAAAAUGAAGUGGCAAUACACCAACCGAAGGGCUUUCACAAUGCUAGGUCUGGUCUGGCUGGUGGCAGUCAUCGUAGGAUCACCCAUGUGGCACGUACAACAACUUGAGAUCAAAUAUGACUUCCUAUAUGAAAAGGAACACAUCUGCUGCUUAGAAGAGUGGACCAGCCCUGUGCACCAGAAGAUCUACACCACCUUCAUCCUUGUCAUCCUCUUCCUCCUGCCUCUUAUGGUGAUGCUUAUUCUGUACAGUAAAAUUGGUUAUGAACUUUGGAUAAAGAAAAGAGUUGGGGAUGGUUCAGUGCUUCGAACUAUUCACGGAAAAGAAAUGUCCAAAAUAGCCAGGAAGAAGAAACGAGCUGUCAUUAUGAUGGUGACAGUGGUGGCUCUCUUUGCUGUGUGCUGGGCACCAUUCCAUGUUGUCCAUAUGAUGAUUGAAUACAGUAAUUUUGAAAAGGAGUAUGAUGAUGUCACAAUCAAGAUGAUUUUUGCUAUCGUGCAAAUUAUUGGAUUUUCCAACUCCAUCUGUAAUCCCAUUGUCUAUGCAUUUAUGAAUGAAAAUUUCAAAAAAAAUGUUUUGUCUGCAGUUUGUUAUUGCAUAGUAAACAAAACCUUCUCUCCAGUACAAAGGCAUGGAAAUUCAGGAAUUACAAUGAUGCAGAAGAAAGCAAAGUUUUCCCUCAGAGAGAAUCCAGUGGAGGAAACCAAAGGAGAAGCAUUCAGUGAUGGCAACACUGAAGUCAAAUUGUGUGAACAGACAGAGGAGAAGAAAAAGCUCAAACAACAUCUUGCUCUCUUUAGGUCUGAACUGGCUGAGAAUUCUACUUUAGAUAGUGGGCAUUAAUUAUAACAAUAUCUUCAUAAUUAAUGCCCUUCAGAUUGUAACCCAAAGAGAAAAUUAUUUUGAGCAAAGGUCAAAUACUUUUUUUAUUCUUAAGAUGAUGACAAGAAGAAAACAAAUCAUGUUUCCAUUAAAAAAUGACAUGAGGCUAGUCCAAGUGCAGUGAAGUUUACAACCAAUUGAUCACAACCACUUAACAGAUUUCUGUGUUCCUUCUCACUCCCACUGCUUCACUUGACUAGCCUUAAA
Nomascus leucogenys (northern white-cheeked gibbon) is the source of this 1916-nucleotide messenger RNA. It is a transcript of the gene QRFPR, whose product is annotated as pyroglutamylated RFamide peptide receptor. Gene Ontology annotation, biological process: G protein-coupled receptor signaling pathway. The record is from RefSeq and is a predicted model, not a curated record. Gene Ontology annotation, cellular component: membrane. Gene Ontology annotation, molecular function: neuropeptide Y receptor activity. NCBI's taxonomy places the organism in Eukaryota, Metazoa, Chordata, Mammalia, Primates, Hylobatidae.